Messenger RNA from Acyrthosiphon pisum (pea aphid), 942 nucleotides. RefSeq lists its product as uncharacterized. Gene Ontology annotation, biological process: DNA integration. The transcript has a single exon. Gene Ontology annotation, molecular function: nucleic acid binding. The coding region runs from base 1 to 942 and encodes 313 amino acids. The record is from RefSeq and is a predicted model, not a curated record. NCBI's taxonomy places the organism in Eukaryota, Metazoa, Arthropoda, Insecta, Hemiptera, Aphididae.
AUGGCUGCUCUGCCAGGAUUCCGGGUCCGAGAAGCUCAUCCGUUUUCAAUAGUCGGCAUAGAUUACGCGGGUCCCUUACAGAUGAAGGAACUCAGUCUGCGAAAGGCGCGCAUCGUAAAGGUUUACAUUGCGGUUUUUGUCUGUAUGACCACCAAAGCGGUGCACCUAGAACCAGUGUCUGCUCUCUCGACUGAGGCCUUCUUGUUGACUCUAGAUAGAUUCGUUGCUCGCCGUGGCCUACCGUCGUCCAUCUAUUCUGAUUGUGGCACCAAUUUUGUUGGUGCGGCGAGGCAGCUGCGUCUUUUGGUCAACAAUCCGGAUAGUAGAGAUCAGUUGUCAGGUCAUAUAGCGUGCGAAUGGCAUUUCAACCCUCCUGGUGCUCCCCAUUUUGGAGGAAUUUGGGAAGCCGCCGUUAAGUCGGCGAAGUCAUUGCUUGUUCGUGCAAUGGAUUCCCAAAUUUGGACCUUGGAAGAGUUCACAACGGUGUUGUGUCGGGUAGAGGCUGCCUUGAAUUCGCGUCCCCUAGUACCAGCAUCAUCCGACCCAAAUGAUUUAGAAUGUUUGACGCCCGGUCACUUUUUGAUUGGUCGUCCUCUGUUGUCAAUCCCAGAACCUGUUAGUACCAGUGCACAAGUGGGACUGCAGACUCGCUGGAAGCUCCUCCAGCAGUCUUUCCAGUUCUUUUGGCGACGUUGGUCUCGAGAGUAUUUGAACACCCUCCAAGCUCGUGGUAGGUGGACGAAGGCUGAUACCAAUCUCGAAGUUGGUACCAUGGUUAUCGUCAAGGUUAAUGACGCGCCCCCGCUAUCGUGGCCAUUAGGAAGAAUUAUUGAGGUGUAUCCAGGAACCGAUAAGGUGGUACGGGUAGCUAAAGUUAUUACCAAACAGGGGGUGUUUACUAGACCGGUGGUGAAACUAGUACCUCUCCCCACAGAUCCGUAG